CCAGUGUGGGGAGAGGUCCCGGGCCAAAGCUGCAAUCGCCUCCUGCGUGAUUACUUCAUUUAGCUGCAGAGUGACAAGGUGUCAGAUGUGAUCACAGCGGGGUGAGAAUCUGCUCCGGCGGGACACAGAUUAUGAGGGAGAGCCUCCACCUGAAGCCUGCACUGCCCAGCUCGGCCCUCAGGUUCAGCGGCUCAACUGUUUGGCAAAAACAACCCUGUCCGUAUAGUACAGGCUCUGUAAAUGGAUAUCUGCCCUGAGUUUCGCUCUACCAAGCCAGACCACUGAAUUAUUAAAAAAGAACCGAGUCAAUUUCAAGUUGGGACUGGCCUACACACAGAGAGACAUAAUCCUUGUCCUGUUUAGUUUAUUACUAUAACCCAAAGUGCAUAUGAGCCAGAACGCUGAUUGCGUUUGUUAGCAGGUGACUUGAUCUCUCACCUUGUAACUCGGUCUACCUGCUGCAGACUCAGCGCCAAAGCAAGCCUGUCAGCACGUUAGAUUUCAGGUUUUGCACCGUUAGUGUUCAUUGGCAAGAACUGCAGAUACACUGGAAUUCCUGGUCUUAUUUGGGCAAGACCGACUAAUCUGUGCAGAUAUACUGCACCACCUAAUUUGAACAUCAGAGAGAGCUGAUGGGAGAAAAGUCAACAGGAUUGUGCUGUCAGUGGUGGACCAUGUUGUGUGCAGAGUAAUGACUGAUACACUUCCAGAGCUCCUAGAACAAGAGCUCUUAUUCUCCCUUCAUGCCAGAGAUCUGGCCUUUGCAGUCACACACACAUAAAACACACACACACACACACAGACACAAAAGCAGAGGGAGGAAUGGGAGAGACAAAGUUAGGAGGGGGUGUUAUGGAGUCACUGGGCAGUGUCUGGGCGGUGGAGGUGAUGAACUACUUGCGUUCCCCUUUGGUUAACCCUGCGCUGUGAAAUAUCGCCUCAUCACAACAAUAGGGCUGCUUCACUGAAGGAGGUGCCCCCCCCCGAACUGACAAGCCAAGAGCAGAGGGUGGCUUUUGAACAGGGGCCGAAGUGGGUUGCUAUGGCGAUUCCUGUCAACCGGGAAGUCCUCCGCAGAGAGAGAGAGAGAGAGAGAGAGAGUGUGAGUGUGAGUGAGUCCUGGUUAGUCUCAUUAGUGAGAGAGAGAACAAGCAGGGAGGGUCUACGGCGUGGUUUACGGUCGUACAGAAAGAGGUGCCACUUUUAAGGUACAAGAAUUUCCCAUCUGUCACACAAGGACCAUAACAGAUCACAUGCAGUCUCAGCAAUGUGCAGAAGUGGCUGGCGGUCUAAACAGGUCCCCGGUUAUCUUCUCCGGGGAGCCUGGAGUUUCAUCAGGUCAGCAAAUCCUAACUUCUCCAGAGCUGACCCAUGAGGUGGUCAUCUACCCCGGACUCCCUACGCCUCCUCUGAACCCUUUUGGUUCUGCAGGAUUGACAUUUGGAGAGGGCAAGGUGUCAGACGUGAAUGGAAGUGGACCAACAGCUCUCAGCUUUGGAUCGUACUAUGGCCCCUCACAGUUGCAUGGUGGAAUGUCCAACGGUGUCCAGGGCUCUACCACUUUGCCACGCAGCUGGACUCCCACCAGGGAGGAGAGGCUUAUCAAGUUCUCAGGAAUCGGUCCAGUGGAUGAAACUGGGAUGCCUAUUGCCUCUAGAUCAAGUGUAAACAAGCCCAGAGACUGGUACAAGAGCAUGUUCAGACAGAUUCACAAGAAGCCAGAGGAACUUGAUGUGGAGGAUUCAGAGCAGUGGUCAGCCGAACGCCUCCAGUUAGCUGCCAACACUGAAGAAAGUAAUGAAGCAGACAAGAAUCUCUUCAGACUGACAUCUCAUGGAGCUCUACCAGACUGGAGCGAGGAUGUAGAUAAGCUGUCAGACCCGGGAAAGCAGCACCGUAAACCGAGGAGCAUAUUCGAUUUUGAGCCUGGGAAGAGCAGCAAUUCAGAAAUCCAAAGUCAGGUUCAUGUAUCUCCGAAGAAACAACCUGACACAUCAAAGUCCCCGUCAAUUGAGGCCAGUCUGGUCUCUGAGCUAAGUCGAUUUGAGGCUGAGCUGGACUCGGAGAUCCAGGGCCUGGAGAGGAGACUUUCCCAGAAGAAGCAGCAUCGAGGCCGGGGUGAGGAGGCCAGAGGUGGGGAGCCGGUAACUGCUCCAAAGACUGGGACUACAUACAGCAAUUCACCAGCAGCAAGGCAGCCUGUCCAUCACUCUGUUGGCACGUCACUGACCUCUGCUCCCACAUAUGUAGAACGUCUUUCCCCUGCAAAUGACACCAUGGAGCUCACACCAAAGAAAGAAGAGAAGAGGAUGAAAGCAGCGCGAGUCAAGUUCAAUUUCCAGGCUCAGUCACCCAAGGAGCUCAUGCUGCAGAAAGGCGACAUUGUUUACAUCCACAGGAUGGUUGAUGCCAACUGGUUUGAAGGAGAGCAUCACGGAAGAGCUGGCAUUUUCCCCACGACUUAUGUGGAGAUUCUGCUUCCCACAGAGAAGCCAACGCCUAUUAAGUCCCCCACUCUACAGGUGUUGGACUACGGGGAAGCUGUGGCUCUGUUUAACUUCAAUGCUGACCUACCUGUUGAACUUUCUUUUCGGAAAGGUGAGACGAUCAAUAUAACGAGGCGUGUUGAUGAUAAGUGGUUAGAGGGGAGGAUCUCAGGGACCAACCGGAGCGGCAUCUUCCCAGCCAGUUACGUCCAGGUCAACAAGAUGCCCCGCACCAAAUUCUCUACUGAUGACUCCUCACUGGGCCCCCUGUCUCCUGGCUCCCCUGCACCUCAGAGUCCAGGGCGUCCGCUCCACUCACCCUGCCCGCGGUCACCAUUGUUUCCCUUCACCCCCUCUUCCCUCAGCCCCAACCCUGAGCACUCCCCACUGAAGCCAUCUUCCCCUGUACCUUAUGGUAGCCCAGCUUCACAGUCUCGCUCCCCCACCCAGUCACCUGUAUUCAAAGAGACGGCCAAUCGGUGGCCCUCCAAAAAUGCUUCGCUAACCAACCAGAACAGCCACUGGAUUGGGACACACUCUGCUGACCAUAGCUCCGUGGCUAGAGCUGUUUCGCCUUCCACUCAGUCGUCAUCGUCUGUACACAGAGCUGGAGCUUCCACAGCGAACACGUCUCCCAGAUACACUGACCCCUCACAGGGGGCAAUCCCAAACCAGGCUGCUGGAUUUAAUCCACGCGGUAACUCCCUGCCACAAACACAAGUGUCAAACAACCCUGAUUCAACAGUGGGGCAACGCAGACCAUAUAAAGCUGUUUACAACUACAAACCACAAAAUUCAGAUGAGUUGGAGCUCAGAGAAGGAGACAUUGUAAGAGUGAUGGAGAAAUGUGAUGAUGGCUGGUUUGUAGGUACGUCAGAACGGACCCGUGCUUUUGGGACUUUUCCUGGGAAUUACGUGGCACCUCUUUGACCUCCUCACUUCCUGCUUGCCCACAUCCACCUGGACUCAUAAGAGCCCAACCAACCAGUCACUCAGCUCUCUCCAACAGAUCGCUCUUUGGCACUCCAGCAUUUCUUCAUCCCGUUACACCCAUCACACUCCCAAACCUAGUCAGACCUGCAUGUUCACUCUGUUUUCCAGAACAGAGGUGAAGGCAGUGACAAUGAGUGGUUUCACCUCACCUCCCUGCAUGAGUGCAUGUGUGUGUGUGUGUCCACUGAGUCUUGGAGAGUGUUUUCACACACCCCAUUUGAGAGGAAAGAAUGAAUGCUGAUGAUACUGUUUCAGAUGCAAAGAAUGGACUUUUUUGUUCCACAACUAUUUGCAGCUGCAGGAAAUUUGCAUUCCAUCCCAGUGAACAGUGCUGUUCCUUCUGAGGCCCUGAUACAGUAUGAUGCUGCAUUCAGCUUUUGUGUCACCACAGUGCCAUCACAACACACUGCUGACAAUUAACGAAUUAGGAUGGCACAUUUUUCAGGCAUUUUGAUUGACUAACGUUUCCUUCAAAUAUCUUACCCAGAUUUUCUUUCAGAUCUCUGAAAAUACCGUGGGCAAGUUUGAGGAAACCACACGAACAAGUGCGCUUAAAGUAAAGCACAGUGCGGGCUCGGACAUGUCAAGAGAAGUUUACAGCCUUUCGCGAGGCUAUGCAGAAGAGCAAAUAUAAUUAAUGCGCGUACUGUUUUCAUAAGCAAGUUAUUCAUUAAAGAAUAUUUGGCUUUUUUGGAUCUCUCUCAAGCCAUGGAGUAGAAUGCCAAAUGUUAAAGUAAUGAGAUAGAUCAUGUAAUGUGUUGUAAGAGAAGCUGCUUUGCUCUGAAAUAAAAAGUCAAACCUCUGUAAAUUGUAGCUCAGCUGCGUUGAAUAACUUUAAAGUUAAAAAUGAACAUUUCCUCUAAAGCAAAUGGUUGAAUGAUCUUUUGAAGUAUUUGAAAUAUGUGCCAAAUUUGACCUUUCAUGAUAUUUCUUUUUAAAAUGAUCCAUUUAACAUUCCCAGCUCAUUUUCUUUCUACUACAACUGCUUUCAUAAUGUGUUCUGCUUACAGGGUUAACAUUCUCCCUUCGGCCGUAUUUCCAAAAUCACUUAUGUUUGUACCAGUGCAACCUUUGACAAGUGUGACGUCAUUAGACAUCCUUAUUAUGAGGUAAUUUCGCAAUUUUAUAUGACUGUUCAUGAUUGUACAGACUGUAACCUUUUAUCAAAUUUAAAGUAUAAUAUAUAUUUGCUUAUAAAACAAUGUAUCUCAUAUGUAUGGUACGUACAAUUUUCAUUAAACAUUACAGAGUGA
Molecule: messenger RNA, 4732 nt
Organism: Anarrhichthys ocellatus (wolf-eel)
Lineage: Eukaryota; Metazoa; Chordata; Actinopteri; Perciformes; Anarhichadidae
Gene: sorbs3
Product: sorbin and SH3 domain containing 3
Exons: 21
Coding region: 1254-3416 (720 amino acids)
Molecular function (GO): protein binding
Source: RefSeq, a predicted model, not a curated record